Messenger RNA from Anolis sagrei ordinatus, 2691 nucleotides. Lineage: Eukaryota; Metazoa; Chordata; Lepidosauria; Squamata; Anolidae. The record is from RefSeq and is a predicted model, not a curated record.
CUGCAUCGGAAACGGCGCUGAUGUCGGUGCUUCUCUUCAGUGGAAUUGUCACUCCAGCCCUCCCGGCCGCCUUGACCACCGGCAUUGUCUAUGCCCAGCGGAGGCUCAAGAGGAAGAAGAUCUUCUGCAUCAGCCCUCAAAGGAUCAAUAUCUGUGGGCAGAUCAACCUGGUCUGCUUUGACAAGACUGGCACCUUGACAGAGGAUGGGCUGAAUCUCUUUGGCGUCGCCCCUUGCCAGGACGCAAGCUUCCUCCCGCUGCACAGCUUCUCCUCCUCGGGCCCUUUGCCCUGGGGCCCCCUCUGCCAAGCCAUGGCCACCUGCCACUCGCUCCUCUUCCUGGAGGGGAGGCUCCAGGGGGACCCCAUGGACCUCAAGAUGUUUGAAGGCACCGGAUGGGAAAUGGAAGAAUCCGGUUCAGGAGAGCCAGAGAGUGGUGCGCCAAGGACAUGCUCCGUGGUGAAACCAGGACCCAAUGCUUCCAAGGCCCCAUUGGAAGGGAUGGCCAUCCUGCACCAGUUCCCCUUCUCCUCCUCUCUGCUGCGGAUGUCGGUCAUCACCAAAGAGCUGGGGAAGAACACCCACGGACUCUACAUGAAGGGAGCCCCCGAGAUGGUGGCCAGCUUCUGCCAUCCAAAGACCGUGCCAUCCUCCUUCCAAGCGGAGUUGAAGUCCUUCACAGCGCAGGGCUUCCGGGUCAUUGCCUUGGCCCAUAAAGAGCUCUCUCUGGAUGCAGGGGACAGCCUCAGAGACCUGGACAGGGAUGAGUUAGAGUCCGGCCUGACCUUCCUGGGCCUCCUGGUCAUGGAGAACCGGCUGAAGGGUGAGACCAGGCCUGUCCUGGAGGAGCUCAGUGAAGCCCGCAUCAGGACCGUCAUGGUCACAGGUGACAACCUGGAGACAGCCAUCACGGUGAGCAGGAACUCCGGCAUGAUCCCUUCAGGAGACAGAGUCAUCCUGGUGGAAGCUAGUGAUCCAGAGGAUCCCCAUCCGGCAUCCGUCACUUGGCAGACUAUGGAAGACACCGAGCUCUGCAAGGAGAAAAAACAAGACCCCUACAUCACCAUUGAUGGCAGCAGCACCAGCAAUUUCCACUUUGCUUUGAACGGGAAGACCUUUCAGGUGCUUCAGAAGUACUUCAGCCAUUUGUUGCCAAAGAUUCUUGUGAAUGGGACUGUGUUUGCACGGAUGUCUCCAGGGCAGAAGUCCAGCCUGGUUGAGGAGUUCCAGAAACUGGAUUACUAUGUGGGGAUGUGCGGUGAUGGAGCCAACGACUGUGGGGCUUUGAAGAUGGCUCAUGCCGGGAUCUCUCUCUCGGACCAGGAGGCCUCUGUGGCAUCGCCCUUCACCUCCCAAACCCCCAACAUCGAGUGCGUCCCAGAACUCAUCCGGCAAGGCCGUGCCGCCCUCGUGUCCUCCUUUGCAGUGUUCAAAUACCUGAUCCUGUAUGGCAUGCUUAACUGCAUUGCUUGUUGCCUGCUUUACUGGCAAAUGCAGCUUCUUGGGAAUUACCAGUUCCUCCUACAGGAUGGCAUUGCCAUGGUUGCCUGCCUGACAAUGAGCCUGACGCAGGCCCACCCCAGGCUGGCCCCCUUCCGCCCCUCCGGGCGCCUCAUCUCCCCGCCACUUCUGGCCUCCAUCAUCUUCAGCAUCCUCUCGGCGCUCGUCAUCCAAACCUGUGGCUUCAUCUUUGUCAAGCAGCAGCCCUGGUAUGCAGAGGUGCGCUCCUACAGCCCGUGCCCCUCUGGCAACCACUCCUCCGAAGGCACAUUGGCCGUAGGUCACCCGGUGCUGAGCUACGAGGACACCACCAUCUACCACCUGUGCUGCCUCGACUGCUGCAUCCUGGCUUUCAUCUUCUGCAAAGGGAGGCCCUUCCGGAAGCCCGUCUACACUAACUAUGUUUUCUCCUGCCUGAUGUCCAUCUGGUUCGGGAUUUCGGUGUUCAUUCUCUUUGCCGAUACAGAUGUUGUGUACAAGGGGCUACAGCUCCUCUGCAUCCCUACUCUUUGGAGGGUCUGGAUUCUGGUCAUGAUGGCAGUCCGGUUUGCCGUCUCCUUUUUUGUGGAGGAUGCCCUCCUGGAGAACCAUCGCCUGUGGCUCUGGGUGAAGGCCCGCUUCCGGAUCCACUCCGCCAGCAAAUACCGGAAGCUACAAAGGCAGAUGGACGGGGAUGUGUCUUGGCCUCCGAUGAACCACAAAGAUUUUGCAGCGGAUGGGGAAAGCAAUCGAAAAAGCGAAGUCUACAUCAACCCCUGUUAUGAGAGCAGCAAAGAGGACUAGCUGGCUGAUGGACAAGGGCUUGCUCGCCCAGUCAUCUCACUGGCGUUCUUGUGGUGUGUUUUGAUAUGUGACUUCAGCUUCCCUGCGGGUUCAGGGUCCCAACAUGCUUAGGCUCCGAAGGUCAAAUGAGACACGAAUGAGGGGAAGGCAAAGGACAGAGGCUUCAUUCCCUCGUCCAAAGUGGAUGCCAGGAUGGCCUGCUUUCUCCAAUCUGACAUAAAGACAGAGACAUCUAUAAGAGUUUGACAGCUAUUCAAACAUUGACCUUUUGUCACUCUGAGCUCUGAUUGGUGCAGGCUGGUUUUUAUUUAUUUAUUGUAUCAGGAGCAAACCAAUGUAUCCCUGCUUCUUGGCAGAAUGGGGUUUGACUGGAUGGCCCAUGAGGUCUCUUCCAACUCUAUGAUUCUAU